Triticum aestivum (bread wheat) is the source of this 1144-nucleotide messenger RNA. RefSeq names its product DNA-directed RNA polymerases IV and V subunit 5B. Gene Ontology annotation, molecular function: DNA binding. Bases 128 to 766 code for a protein of 212 amino acids. The transcript has 4 exons. Gene Ontology annotation, biological process: transcription by RNA polymerase II; transcription elongation by RNA polymerase I; tRNA transcription by RNA polymerase III. Lineage: Eukaryota; Viridiplantae; Streptophyta; Magnoliopsida; Poales; Poaceae. The record is from RefSeq and is a predicted model, not a curated record.
CGGACCGAGGGAGUAGGUGGAAUAGUUGAUGCGCUCCCCGCAGUUGCCAUCCUAGCUGAACGCGGCGGACAGCACGCCCAACGGUGCCGCCGCCGCCGCCGCCGCCUUCGAAGCCCCCGCCCUCGUGAUGGAACCCUCGUUCGAUGACGUCCCCGAGGUCGUCGGCUGGAUGUCGUCGAUGGUCGACCGCGGCGGCCGCGCGAGCCAGGAGAGCCACCGCCUGUUCCUGGCGCGGCGCACGGCGCUCGAGAUGCUGCGGGACCGCGGGUACAGCGUGCCGGAGUCCGAGCUCGCCCGCACGCUCCCGGAGUUCCGCGCGUGGUGGGCACCGGAGCCCGAGAUCGAGCGCCUCACCUUUUCCACCUUCCUCGCCUCCGACCACUCCGACAAGGUGAAAAUUCUAUUCUGCGGACCAGAACCUGUCAGAAUCGCAACUAUCCAGAAGAUAUAUGACCAGAUCGAAGGAGAGAACUUCUCCAGACUUAUUUUGAUAUUGCAGGGAAAGAUAAUGCCUAGAGCUAAAGAGUCUGUUAAGGAGAAAUUCACAUUUAAAGUAGAUAUUUUUCAGGUCAAUGAGUUACUGGUUAACACUAGUACGCAUGCCCUGAAGCCAAAGCAUGAAGUGUUGACUGCAGAAGAAAAGGCCAGGCUCCUGAAGAAGUACAAUGUGCAGGAUUCACAGGCUGUAGGGCUAUUCAAAGCCGGGUUCGCCAGCUGGUUAACUCUCCAGUUGAAGAUGAGAAUGACAAGAAGAGAAGGUACAUGAGUUAAGAGCUCUUUUAUGUAAUGAGUUGGGCAAAAAUGGGGUUGAACAGGCUAUCGGGCGGGUGAUGUUGGGAGCUGGCUUGGAGAAUGAAGGAUGGGGCUAGAGGAAAGGAGGGAGUAGGUCAGUUGGAGGUGGAAGAGGAUAAAACGUUGGAAAUUGUAUCUCAUCUUCUCUCUUUGUAGUGUCAAAUCUUCAAUUGCGAAUCUGCAAACGGCAAAUCACCGAUCACCAUCUAUUUUCCCCAUUUUUUGUGGGGUCAAGUGUUUCAUGCUAGAACAGUGAUGUUAUUUUUUCAGUCUUGCCGGCGUUGCAAGUUUUUUCCCCAGCGGGAACGAUAUUGCAAGUUGCUAUGUGAACUAUGUAGCAUUUUUUUUGUUA